Lepidothrix coronata (blue-crowned manakin) is the source of this 4382-nucleotide messenger RNA. RefSeq names its product cornichon family AMPA receptor auxiliary protein 3 (gene CNIH3). Lineage: Eukaryota; Metazoa; Chordata; Aves; Passeriformes; Pipridae. Gene Ontology annotation, biological process: vesicle-mediated transport; regulation of AMPA receptor activity. The record is from RefSeq and is a predicted model, not a curated record. The transcript is spliced from 6 exons. The coding region runs from base 14 to 496 and encodes 160 amino acids. Gene Ontology annotation, cellular component: dendrite; synapse.
GGCUCUCCCCGCCAUGGCCUUCACCUUCGCCGCCUUCUGCUACAUGCUGUCGCUGGUGCUCUGCGCCGCCCUCAUCUUCUUCGCCAUCUGGCAUAUAAUUGCCUUUGAUGAACUUCGGACAGACUUCAAGAGCCCAAUCGAUCAGUGCAACCCAGCCCACGCAAGAGAGCGGCUGAGAAAUAUUGAGCGGAUUUGCUUCCUCCUGCGAAAGCUGGUCUUGCCAGAGUACUCUAUCCACAGUCUUUUCUGCAUAAUGUUUUUAUGUGCUCAGGAGUGGCUCACGCUGGGGUUAAAUGUUCCUUUGCUUUUUUAUCACUUGUGGAGGUAUUUUCGUUGCCCAGCAGAUAGUUCAGAGCUAGCCUAUGAUCCACCUGCAGUCAUGAAUGCAGAUACCUUGAGUUACUGCCAAAAAGAGGCCUGGUGUAAGCUGGCUUUCUAUCUCCUUUCCUUCUUCUACUAUCUCUACUGCAUGAUCUACACUCUGGUGAGCUCUUAACUGAAAGAUCAUCGUUAAAGACUGAAAACAACAAAGACUGGAAGUGCAAGGACAAGUGAACCAAGUGAUGCAUGAUUAAAAAAGCAACAAGGAAAAAUUUGAACCCAAGCAGUUAAUAGAGUACAUGAAAGAGAGACCCAGCAAGAAGAAGCAGAUGACCAUGGGAGAAUGGCUGAGUUAAUUGUUUUUGUCUCCUGUUUCUGAGUAUAUUGCAGUAAAUGACUUUCAAAAUCCAAGCAAACAAAAAAAUGCAACAAGGACCAAGUUACACAGCUAUUCACCUGUCCAGGAAUAAUGCUGCUUGCUUUAGUGGAUUCAUUAUAAACUAUAGUCCCUACUGUCUUCCAGGGAGCAAAGUUUCUUUUCUUAAGGACUCUUCUGGACUGAGGAAGCAGAGGACAAGAUAAUCUUACACAGAAAGAAGACCUAUACAACACAUUCUGAAAAUGAGCACUGAGUGGACUUCAGAUAAGAUAUAUGACUGUCCUGAAGGGACAUUCACAUGAUACUAAGCAAACAGGGAUGUCAAAUCUCAUGGAACUCUUUCAGUGGUUUUGUUUGGGUUUUUUUUCCACCAAAAUAACAAUGACAAAAGAAUUUGCAGUUGCAAUAUUCUGUUUUCUGAUUAUAUGCUAUUCCUGCAGGUGAACACCCAGUAUGUUUCUGUACUUCAUUUGUGAUAUGCCAGUAACAUACAGUGAUAUGUAUAAAUACAUUGGGUUUGACCUAAACGUGCCAAGCACUUAUCAGAAUAGUGUUCCUCUGACUGGAAAAAAAAAAUCCAAGGUAUAAGCUGCAUAUAUUAAGGAGGGUUGUAACAUAGGUAUUAUAUUCAUCACAAUGCUGGAGAACAAAUACUGGACCAGCUAAUCAUGGCCUGUAAUUCUGUUUUGCAGCUUAUUUCUGCUGUAAAAUUUAAGCCAGAACAAAUACACAAAAUGUUUUUGUCUUUCAUGACAUUCGUAUUGAAAGUUGUUCAUGUUUUUAUAAUUUAAAAGUUUUUAAAUUUUAUCAUACAAGUCUCAUUUAAAUUCACAUAUAUAGGCUGUAUGUCUUUAUAUAUAUAUACAUAUAUAUAUAUACAAAUACACAUCUACAUAAAUAAUCACAAUCUAUUUACAUUUUAGAUUAAUCCAUCAAGAUCAAAGGCAUUGAGUGUCCAGAACUGCUGCUAAAUGUAUUUCAGCACUGAACCUAGUGAACCUGGGGUCAUUCCCUCAAAGUCACUGGUGCUCUGGGUAGUAGGCAAGCCUGUAAGUUCAAGACUAACACCAGUGCAUGCACAGGCAGUGCUUGGAUCUUGCAUUGGGAUUGAGCUAACAGUUGGGUAUGUUGCUAACAGAGAUGUGGCAGAGAACAGUGCAGAGAGGCCCAUCUGUACCCCAGCUUGUUUACAGCUGGUCUCAUUAGCACUAGCUCACUGUUGACCCAGCCAAAUUUUGUCUGGCUACUGUGAGCCAGUAGACUGUUCCUGUAUCCAAACUCUCAGAUCUUUUUCAUCUGGGUACAGGACUUCAGCAGGAGAGAUGGAGUCUCACGUUCAGCACUGCCUCUGUGCUAACAUACCCUGUUUCAGAGCAUGGUGCAGAAGCCAUGGCUGCGUGAGUCAUCCCGUGUCUGGCAGGUUCCGGACUGAGCUGGAGUUACUGUAUGUAUGCAGUGCCAAGACUCUUUCUGCUUUGAUCUGGCUACAUUAACAAAAUUAAAUCCUGUUAGCUUGCAGAGCACAGUGUCUGCAUGCAAACUGUCUGCUCCUGGGCCGUGCCAACUCUGGAAUCACACCUGGACGUUGCUUGGAAGAGUGCUAGCUGGUCUGAGCAAACAGUAUACCAGAUUCAUUCUAACAGUAUUUAGAUGGUGAAGUUGUCCCAGGGGCUGACAUUCUUUAAUUCACAAGUACAGACAUAGCCAGUAGGUCUUUCUGGAUGUAGUUUAGCUUCAUACAAGUAUGUUCCCAGUUCUGUAAGCAUACAACAAGGCUGACAAAUCAGAUUACUUGGAAAGCUAAUUUGGGCUCUUAUAGUUCAUAAGUUUGGAUUGCACACACUACAGAGGUGACUAAACUGCUCUUGAAAUCACACUGGCCCUGCAAGCAAUACAGAUGUGUUUGCUUGGAGUGAGCUUGAGCUAAGAAACUUCACUGGAUCAUUACGGAGCUAACUCAUAAAGCUCUGCUGCUGGGGUAUAAUUAAUGCACAACUCAUAAAAAAUUGAUGAUUGUAACUGAAGUUCUUCUCUACGACCUAACUAAUGCAUCUAGUUCUACAGAAGUAUAGGAACUAGAUUCACAAGAACAAAUUACAGUGAAUAACUUCUAGAUAUCUUGCUACCUCAUAAAACUCUCAACUGAGCAGGUGACUGAAUCUUUCCAUGCCUCUUCUAGGAUGUAUAGGAGAUGGAAAGAAAUUAAUUCAGGUUUCCUAUAUUUCAGAUACAUGCUUUAAAGUCAGUUUCAUUAAAAGGCUUGCAAUUUUUUUGUGUGUUUGGAUGGGUGAAAGAUUGAUCACAUCUUGCCUGAAAACACACAAUUUUCAAAUCCUGAGAUUUAGGCAUGAGCUGGACUGCUAGCAGGUCAGUUGUUUGCCUACGGGGCUGGAUAUAGAAGCUCUGUGAGUUUGUGUAACUGGCAUUGUCAUGUAAUUCUUGACUUUGCACAGGAAGCAUUUGCAUAUGUGCAUCUUCUGAAUGAACCUUCAGGUGACUUCAAGGACAUAAUGCUUGAAUGGACUUGCUAGGUCAUUUCAAACAGGUUCUCUAUUUCAGGCAACUUCAUCAAUAUACUUAUCAAACUCCACUUGAAAGCAGAACACUUCGUAUGAUCCUACUACGGCUUUAAGCAAAUGUUUCCAGGAUCUCAGUGCUCUGGUACUAGAAAAUUUUUCUGUAUUUCCAGAGUAAAUUUAUUCUUAGAUAAUUUAUUCCACUUGCUUUGGAACCAACAUUAGCCUAAAUACACCUUCUCUCAUGCUGCUUAAGACUUCAAUGUACAGAGAAAGGAGUCCUUUUCAGCCUCUGUUCUGUUAAGAGUGAGCUGUCUCACGUCCUCCUGUAGAAAAGCUCUCCAUUCCCCAUAUCUUCUUUAAAGGAUUUCUCUGUUGUCUUUCCAGUCGAAAUAAUCUUUCUUAAGAGUGGAUGAUCACAACUGUCCAGAGUAUUCUGGAGAAUAUCUUACUUUGACUAAUCCUUACUAUGAAUGGACAAUGAAAGCUAACGUUCCCAGUUCUUUCUAAUAAUCCUUAUUAAAAAAAGUAAUCACACUGCUCUCAAUAGCAUUUUAUUUCUCUUCAAGAUAAAUCUUAGUUUAAAGUCUAUGGAAAAAUUGUUUAAUAUUAGGAUAUUUUCCCUUUCAUUGUAUUUAGUGAAACUUCUCCUGAGCAGAAAUAAUUUAUGAAACUGGCCAAAGCAUUAAUUGAAGGAAGUUUCAAUGCAAAACAGGUAUUGCCAAGUCAAGACCUUCAAAGGUGUCUGCCAGUAUCUAGAAGCUGCUAGUGCUCUGGACCUCACAGACAGCAGGGUAAGAUAUAGCCCUCAGCAUGUUCCUUGCUCUGUGUUGUUACCCAGGGGUUGCAGUAUCUUGCUGGGAACUCAUAUAUAGUGAACGUUCUUAAGACCAGAUUUGUCAUUUUCUCUGUUAGACUUGUCAGCCAUGUUAUAAAAGAAGCACAAAUAGAGGAAAGAAGAAUGAAGGAUAAAAGAAGCACAAAUAUAGGAAGGAAGAAUGAAGGAUAAAAGACAACUGUUGCUCUCUUAGUCCCUCACCAUGUAUGUGACUGAUUACAAGCUAAGUCUACUUCACCCAGAGGAUGGUUGGGCAGUAGAACAGACUCCCCAGGGAAGUGGUCACAGCACCAAGCCUGACAGAGCUCACGAAGCACUUGGACAACAC